Penicillium malachiteum is the source of this 1620-nucleotide messenger RNA. RefSeq lists its product as uncharacterized. The coding region runs from base 1 to 1620 and encodes 539 amino acids. The transcript is spliced from 2 exons. Lineage: Eukaryota; Fungi; Ascomycota; Eurotiomycetes; Eurotiales; Aspergillaceae. The record is from RefSeq and is a predicted model, not a curated record.
AUGCCUCAAACGCGCCGUCUUCUAAAAGAAGAGAUCACCUUAUCCCAAGCGCAGGAAAAGGAAGUGAACAUACUCCGCGAGCUAGACUAUUAUGACCAACGACGCGAGUUCAUUUCUCAUCUCAAACCAAGAUGGGAGUGGAUGGGCCAAGUAGUUGCCCACCACUUGGGUCUUCCAUCUCCUGAUGAUUGUGUUGUAGCUAUAUCAGGAGAUUGGAGGUGGGGAAGUUUUAACGUCUCUAUUCCUUUUAUUGUGAAGAGAUGGUCGAAACGAGCGCAAUCUCAGCCUCAAAAAGGGAAUCGGGUCAUGCUUCGAUUCCCACUUCCUUACCGCGUUGGCGAUGCUUUCAGACCCGGAAACAGUGAUGAAAAACUCCAGUGCGAGGCCGGCACAUAUGCAUGGCUUCAACAAAACUGUCCCGAUGUGCCAAUUCCACAGUUAUAUGGCUUUGGACUUUCCACUGGUGAAACUUUCACGCGACUCGACAGAUUACUUUUUCACCGUCGCUGGUUUGAAUACUUGCGUCUGUUUGCUUUUCGUUGCCUCAGCCACAUUUCUGUAUUGCCCAAUCCCGCGACACCAUCAAAUUAUGUCAUUAACCAAUUUCAACCCAACCCAGACGUGUCAUGGGUCGACAAAUCCGGCUAUUUGGUCACCGAGUUUAUUGAGGAAUCUCAAGGGUCGAUGCUGUCGAACACCUGGUUUGACAAGGAGCAUCAUACUAGCGAGCGGCGAAGCAACUACUUCCACAGCCUUACUCGAAUACUGCUUAGCAUCAGCAAAACCUCUCUACCCUCCAUUGGGUCUUUCCUUAUCGACAGAAAUGGGGAUCUCAUUCUCGGAAAUCGUCCACUCACCAUGGAGAUUCAAGAGUUAGAGAACGAGAGCAUCACUACAGAUAUACCCCGUGACUCAACCUUUUCCACAAUCCAGUCGUACGUUGCAGACAUAUUACAAAUGCAUGACAAUCGGCUACGUGACCAACCCAACGCUGUGAAUGAUCGCAAUGACUCAGAAUAUCAAAUGACGGCAUUGGCAGCAAUGCGCACAAUUGAACCACUCAUCUUCAAUCGAGGCCUAAGGCGCGGGCCGUUUAUCUUCUCACUCACAGAUAUGCACCAGAGUAACGUUUUUGUCGACAAUGAAUGGAACAUUACCUGUGUGAUUGAUCUUGAAUGGGCUUGCUCUAAGCCUAUCGAAAUGGUACACCCUCCAUAUUGGUUAACCGAUAAAGGGGUUGAUGAAAUUGAAAGCGAGGAGUAUAACAUUCGGCGAGAAGAGUUCAUGACAGCUUUGAGGUCUGAAGAAAGCAAAUUGGAGAAUCCUCAAGGCAGGCCAUAUGUUCAUUCAGAAGUCAUGGAGCAAUCGUGGGGGUCUGGGGCACUUUGGUAUUCACUUGCGCUAACAAGUCCAACCGGCCUGUUCCAGAUAUUCUAUAACCACAUCCAUUCUUUGUUGUCGGAUAAUGAGGACCUGAAGAGCAAACUUUGGGAUGUCAUGCCGGUUUACUGGGUCAAGGAUGCGGAAGGAUUUAUGAGCAAGAAGGUUGAUGACAAGAAAUUGUACGACAAAAACCUUAUCGAGGCAUUUUCUAGUAGUAGUAGCUCCUCUACUAAAUGA